Ananas comosus (pineapple) is the source of this 1127-nucleotide messenger RNA. RefSeq names its product phenolic glucoside malonyltransferase 2-like. The transcript is spliced from 2 exons. The coding region runs from base 225 to 872 and encodes 215 amino acids. The record is from RefSeq and is a predicted model, not a curated record. Lineage: Eukaryota; Viridiplantae; Streptophyta; Magnoliopsida; Poales; Bromeliaceae.
GUCGACGGCACCUCCUAAACGCAACUCUCCAACCGCUCCCAUUCAUUUGAUCAAGAAAAAACACGGAUAACGAUUGGCGCCACUCUCGCUCCGGCUAUCACCCCUACCUUAUCGCUAUCACCCCCACGUUAUCGGAAAUCUUAAUCCUUAAUCCUUCCAUGAAAAGAAGACCUGAAUUCGACUGACAAAAAAAAAAAUGUCAUUUGAAUAAGGCCUGAGCUGUCAUGGAGAUGCGAAUCCUCCGCCGCAUCUCUAUCUCCCCUCCGCCGUGCUCCGCCGCCGCCUCCUUCCCCCUUACCUUCUUCGACGCGGCGUGGCUCUUCACCGGGCCCAUAGAGCACCUCUUCUUCUACGCCCUCCCCGACUCCACCUCCUACUUCGUCGCCCACCUCCUCCCCCAACUCGCUUCCUCCCUCUCCCUCGCCCUCCUCCGCUUCCCCCCUCUCCUGGGCCGCAUCCGCCCCGCCGCCGCCGCCGACGCCAACGACUCCGUCCCCCUCACCGUCGCCGAGAGCUCCGACGGCUUCGACGCGCUCUCCAGCCCCGGCCCCCGCGACUUUGCGAAUCUCCACGCGCUGAUCCCCCAACUGCCCCAACCCAGCGACAGCUCGAUCCCGCUCACCACCGUGCAGGUCACCGUGUUCCCCCGCCGCGGCGUCGCCCUCGGGAUCGCCAUCCACCACGCGGUGUGCGACGACUCGAGCUUCCUCCACUUCGUCAAAUCCUGGGCUGCUGUGUGCAAGCUCGGCGGCGCGGUUCGGUUCCCGUUCCCGUUCCCGUUCCCGCCACCCCCGUCCUUCGACCGCGGCACGAUCCCCGAUCCCACGGGCCUCAGCGCCAAGACCCUCGCCGAGCUUACUCGACCGCCGUAGGAGCCCGAACCGGCCCGGCCCAGCUCAGUCCUCGGGUCAUUGGUGAUAAGCACCGCUGCCCCAACCUCCAUCCUUUCAUUAGCCCUAUCCCCGCCUGCCGACGCUCGCUCUCCACCCGCGCGCCAGCCCUCCCCUCGGCGGCAGACAUCUCCAUCCUCGACGCCCCCGCGGCUCUCGCCGAGGCCUUCGUGGCCGCUGCUGCUGCCGCUGUGCUCUCUCUUGCCGACCCCGGGCGGCGGCGAGAGAGAAGGGGGG